Molecule: messenger RNA, 7274 nt
Organism: Porites evermanni
Lineage: Eukaryota; Metazoa; Cnidaria; Anthozoa; Scleractinia; Poritidae
Source: the annotation of a GenBank genome assembly
UUUUGCUAAGAAAGGGAACGAAAAAGUCUACGAUAUUUUUAAUUUAGACUGCAAUGACUGAUUUUGAAACGCAGAAUGGCUUCCCGCCAAUGAAAAAUGAUCUGAUUUUGCGAGCAGCCCGUGGGGAAACAACUGAGCGGGCUCCCGUAUGGGUUAUGCGACAAGCGGGGCGCUAUCUCCCAGGUAAGUUGCUGAGUCAAGAUCGUGAUUUUGCGCUCGGCACGCAACUAGGAUUUCCAGUUACUGGUCUAGUUCCUGUCAUAGGCUGGAUAAAAUUGUGAUUUCUUUUUAUCCUAGUUAAAGCUCCCUUAACACUUUUUUUGUUGUUGUUUCAUCGGCCGGGUCAUUUCAGCUGACUUUAUUGCACAGGAUACCCAAGCGCAAAAUGAAGGGCAAAAGUGACCUCAUUUAACUUCAUUAUUUUGUAUUUUCCCAUUCAAGUAUUGUACUCUUACAGUGAGAUUAAAGGGAAAAUAAAGCUGUUGAGUUUUGGCAGUUGUGGUAACACGAUGAAGGCACCCAUUCACCCAUCCAGACAUAUCAUAGAGUUUUGUGGACACGUUGGAUAAACUCCACUGUAAUUGCUAGAGAAUGACAUGCCAGGAAUGAGGCAGAAUAUAGCUGUACAAAGUCCCAAGCUGUUAUACGUAUUUGUAUGGGGUGGGAGGAGAGAGCUCAAGAGGGGGUAGGGAGCAAAAACACUUUCCCUAAUGAUAUGCCAAUAAGUUAAUUUUUUUCUCAGAAUUCCGUAAAUUAAAGGAAGAAAACAAUGCUGAUUUCUUCAAGAUGGUUCAAACUCCAGAGUUGGCGUGUGAACUUACUUUACAGGUAAACAAGCCUUUCACAAGUUUGGAUUAUUUUGAAAUCUGACUUUUAUGAUACAUCCACUUCACCAUGCCCAUUGAUUAUGCAACACUUGAAGCCAUAAUUAGUAAAUUUCAACAAUGAAUCAUUGGAUCAGGUAUAUACUGUGUUUUCUCAAUUAAUUAAUAAUGUUCUUAGAGUGUAUUUAACACUUAUUAGAGCGUGGAUGCUUAUUUGUGGAAAUAUGGUAGAUGUAUACCAAAUUAUCUCACCUCGAUGUUGGUAAUUUUUUGCAGCCUAUAAGAAGAUUUCCUCUGGAUGCUGCUAUCAUUUUUUCAGACAUCCUUGUCAUUCCUCAGGUGGGUACAUGUACUCAGGUCCUCCUGUAAUAUCAGCAUGCACAUUCUCCUCACUGUUCUCCAUACGUUUUUUACUUGUACUGAUUGAGAGAAUUAGUUCAAAUUUCAAGACAUCUCACCAGCGCUGAUCAUUGCACUCAUUCUCUUGACCUGUGCAUGUGAUCUGGCAGUGAUACUGUGAGGAGAAAUUUGAUACUUGGCAUACUUAAGAAUGAGUUUGGACAUGGGACCGGAGGGCGGAGGAGGGCGGGGGCAAUAGUGGUAUACAGUUGUAAUAAUUUGGGGUUUGAGAAACUGAAUCCUAUUACCCUAUCAGUACUAAUGAGUCUUUGCUACCUUUUUUCUGUUUUUGAUUCAACAGGCUCUUGGAAUGACAGUUGAAAUGAUCCCUGGAAAAGUAAGUGCUAACCCCCCAUCUGUGUGUAAGAUAAUGACCGAGGAGAUAAUGUAAUAUGUUACUUGUAUACUGUACAGACAUGCAUGUGUGAAUACGAAAUAAUAAUAAAAACCGUAUGACUGGGUUAAGUUAUGUUAUUUAUAUAUAAUUUUAUUAGAAAUUAAUAAUUUUUGGAUGCAAAAUAUUAUUUUUUCUCCUCUAUUUUAGGGUCCAGUUUUCCCAGAUCCAAUCAGAGAACCAAGUGACAUUGAGGUGACAAUUAUCUUUUCCUGAAUUAUUUGCUCUUCAUGGGUGGGAGAACACUCACUUUACUGUGCACAAUAUUAUCUACUUCACAGAAACUUAAACAGGAAGUUGAUCUACAGAAGUCACUGGGAUAUGUGUUUCGUGCUAUAAAUCUGACAAGGGUUAAGCUGGAAGGCAAGGUUCCCUUGAUUGGUUUUUCUGGAGCACCGGUAAGAAAAGUGUCACUCAAUGAGGCCAGUCUUUUAGUGCUUCAAAUUAUUAUCCUCUCCUAUUCCUUUACAACAAAGUUCAUAGAAGUUUCUACUAAAAACAUGUUUGUCACUCUAUUUUUGAUGUUUGUUCGGAUCAAUGUAGCAGCGUGCAAAGAAAGCAGUGUCUGAUAGCCCAAGGCUAGUGGAUUUUGCUAUCGGACUAGUGAAUUCUGUCUUUAACUUGCCCGACGGGCAAGUGAUGUUUUUUGAGGAAUUUGAAUAACGGAAGAACUGUGAAAUCAAUUUUGCGAGUCAAAAAGUUUUUGGGGCUAGCUGAAAUUACCUCUGGGCUAGUAAAUGCUAGAUUCAGCUUGCUCGAAUGGCAAGCUGUAAAAAUGAAUUUCUUUGUACCCUGAUGUAGGUUUCUGGGAAACUGCCCACCAACCCCUCCCCUAACCAUCAUUUUGCCCAAAGCAAGAAUUAAGUGUUAAUGUUAGCUUAGGGGAGGGGUAGGUGGGCAGUUUCCCACAAACCUAAAUUCAUCCGUUUGUUCACUAUAAACAAAAUUACUGGAGGCUAAUAAAAUAAUAAUUAUCAUUUGAAAACUAUAAUUCUCUUUGUAUUAAGCAGCCACCCUCCAUUUAGCUGCCAGUUAACAGAGUCCCUGCAGACAAAAUUGUCAGUAAUUAAGUUCACUUUAAACAAAACCUCUAUAAGCAUUAACUACUUGUCCCUUCCCUGAGGGUGGGUGGGUGUUUAUGACAGAAUAAGGAUUAUUUUGCAAACAUUUUUCACAGCUUGCAUGGGAAUGGAGCCUGUUUGAUACAAAACCAUUAUUACCAUCAAGUAUAAAGUUCUUUAGACUCUUAUUAUUUAACAGGAAUCUUCUGUUUAACCUAUUAUUGAGUGUUUUCUUUUUGAAGUGGACCCUUUUGUGCUACAUGAUUGAAGGAGAAAGUAGCAAGACUUUCAACAAAGCUCGUAAAUUCUUACAUCAGCAUUUAGAAGUUUCCAGUCAACUUCUGCAGCGGAUGACAGAUUUAAUUAUUGAUUAUCUGGUGCUACAGGUCCGAGCUGGAGCUCAGGUAAAUAUUAUACGGACUUAAUGAUAUUAUUUAUUACAUUUACUAUCUGAAUCAUCUAUUCCCAGGUGUGAAAGGUACAGUAUGUGUACACUGUUAUCCCCCCCUCAAAAAAAAAAACAACAUAAAGUUUAAUUCUCCCACACAACUGGGAGCCAUGCCGAGCCGACCAUGCAGCCCGACCUUUAUUUUAUCAACACUACGAAUCAUUAGUGUUACAGCACCAAAAGAGAGCUAACAAAACAGCUGAAACUGAGCCUAGAUACAAUAGAUUAACAUACAAGAAUAACUGGAACUAAGGCACUACUUGAAAUCCUACAACCCAAAAAACACAUGAAGGGUGGGUGGGAGGGGAAGGUCAGGUAAUGGCGGAAGGCAACAAAAACAAAUAAACUCUGACAUGCCACCUGAAGUCCCCCCACACACUCGAACCCAAAAUCCCAGCCGAGUUUGAGAAAAAUGUUUCCACUUCUUUCGUUCCUCAGCCAGCGCAAAACCACACUUACAAUAUGGAAACUCUCCUUUAGCAACUGCCCCAACUCAUUAUUAAGUGACUAGCUAUAGUUAAGACCAGCCUUACCCUGUUUGAACUGUGUCUUGAGCUCGAUCUGUGCUUUAAUGAAAAUUUAUAAUUAAAAGCUUUUGUAAGGGACCACUACCCGUAAGUAACCUUGACCAAGAAGUUUUGACCAUGUUACAGGUGAAAUUUUAUUUCAGGUUUUAAAUUUUGAUUUAACUGCUAGGUUGAUUCUCAAUAUUCUUUGUCUCCUACCUAUAAGUGUCAAAGGAAACUGAGAAGCAACUUAGGUUAAGAUUUUAGCCUUAAGUCAAAAUUGACCUGUGACAACUACGAUUAAAACUUCUGUGCAUAAGCCUUGUAACCAACAGAUAAGAUUUUUUUGCUGCUAAUAAAUAAUAUUAACAUUUGUCUCAUUUAGAUGCUGCAAGUCUUUGAGUCUCACGCAGAAGUGAUAGGUUACGACACUUUUACACUUUGUUCACUGCCCUACCUCAAGCAAAUUGUUGAAAAAGUAAAGGAAAAGUUAGGAUCUGAUGCUGUCCCAAUGGUGAGCUGCCAGCUUAAUUAUGUUGAGUCUUCAGACUAAUUGAGUGAACAUUAAAAUGUACAUGAAAAGAUGGUCCAGGGGUUUCGUUUUUUGUAAUUUAUUUUACAGAAAUUAUACUAUACAAAAUCCUACAGGGUUACAUACGACUGAUAUGAAACCGUUAGGCAGAGCAUUUGUUUGGUCUCAUGAUACUUAUUUUUUGGAAUUUUACAAAAAGGAAUUUGGAAGUUUUGUAAAUUUUUUCUAUCGGCCAAUAGACAAAGACUGUAAGGAUUAACAACUAUUUUUAAAAUAUUCUUUUUCUGUUGCAGACAAUUUUUGCUAAGGGUGCACACUAUGCCAUCAAGGAACUUUCUCAGACUGGAUAUGAUGUUGUUAGCUUGGACUGGACAAUGUCAGCUAAAGAUGCAAGGUGAGGCAAGAAUUAUUGUAAACCCAUCAUUAUGAUGCUAACCCUCUGAGCCCCAGAUAUCCAUGUACAAAAUUCUCCAGACUCGUCUCCAUACAUCGCCUUAAAGAAUGUUGAGAAAAUUUGAAAACAAAGAUCAAAGAAAUUCUUUGGUGAUCAAUUUCUAAAUACUCAUACACUUUUCUCUUGAUGAUGUGCAACCAAUGGUGGGAGAAAAUUGAUGUUGGUCACUCUUGGGACCGAAAGGGUUAAAGGGUCUUAAGUGCAGAUCGGCUGGUACGUAUUUUGGUGCAGAGUUGCCCUGCAGUGGGGGACAUACUAUAAUUUAUUGAUUAUAUGCAUGUACUAGGUAAGGAAUACUGCUCAAAGGUCAGGGUUUUGAAGAGUUUGGGUUGGCAAUUAUAGGGUAUCGCUUCAGGAAAUUUGAUCACUUGUGAAGAGCAUGAGAGGUUCUGGUUCAUACAUGUAGUUAGUCUGGGAUAGGGUAGGGAUUUUGUGCCUAUAUGUCUAGAAUAGCGUACUUGCAAAAUGCAGCUGCAUGAAUCCGGUAUAAUAUAUAGGUGAAGGGCUCCACAGUCCCAGCAGACAGUACACUCUGUUCCAAAAUGUUGUAGAGUAGCUCCUGGUGUGUCAUGGUGAUCAUGUGAUGAGGCCGGCCCUGUUAGGGUAAAACUUCAACAAGCAAGAUGGCCUAGAAACAGAGACCUGAGACACCUAAAAUGGUGAAAAAAGACACAAAGAUGGGUAAAACUGUGACCCACAAUAGCAAAGAAAAGUGGAAAAUUAUAUAGUAACAACAGGGAUAUAGGUUCCUCCUCAAUACAUGAAACGAUGGGUUUUGAAAUUUAGACAAGGGACAUAAGUACCACCCCUAUGAGCCUACGAGGGCCUCUGUGAUUAUUGGGUGCCCGAAACUAUGCUACUACAGCUGUAGCUGCAGUCUUGUGCCCUACCUUACUUGUCUGAUGCUAUCCAAUGAUCACGUUAUUGGAUGUUUAGUCUCCAUCACCCAUCACAGCAGACUCCUCAAGAGACUGUGGCAACCCUUUGUUUUCGCAAUCCUGCCGUCCUGUACCACUGAAUUAAUUUCAUGCAGUAAGAGAUAGCAAUCAAUUAGGAAUCACUAGGUACCAAGUAGAAUUAUCCUCAAACGGUAUUGUCUUACUUCAAGUCAGAUCAUCAUUGGGUAGUACUGCCACUUUGUCUUACAGCUGCAGACAUCCAAUAUGAUCCCGCAAUAUAAAUUCCAGGUUACUGAGGUGCUAUCUAUGUCAUGUACUUUAAUCAGUAACAUUUUUGUUGGUAGGAUUGUUGCACCAACUGUGACUCUUCAGGGGAACCUUGAUCCAGCCUGUCUUUAUGGAAGCCAUGUAAGUUAUAAGUUAAAUUAUUAUACAUUUUACUCACUCUCUAACUUCUCAUUGGCUAAGACCCUACAAUUACAGGUAAUUUGGAAAUCAGCACAAACUAAAGAUUAGUUAGUUAUCUGCUAGCAUAUUAGCGAUUAAUCUGCAGGGUGCAGGCACAUUCAUGAUUUCCAAGAGCAAUGUCAAACUGUGUUCCAUGCAGUGCUGAGUUUGUUUUCUUCAAAACAAUGUAUAAUACAACAAUAGAUUGAGUUUUUGUGAUAUCGGGAAUAAUCACGGUCUCUGCAAGUGUUAUUCAGCCUCGGCCUUCAGCUUACCUCGGCCUUGAUUAUUGCACAUGUCACAAAAACCUUAUCCAAUAAUUGUUUAUUAAAAAAUCCCUAUUCAUUAUUGUUUCUUUACUGGUGGCUCUUGGUAAUUUUGCAUCAAUUUCAUGGUAUUUUUACACCAUAUAUGAUUUUAUGAUUCUAUAAUUAUCAGGAAUUAAAACGGUUCGCUUGCUUUCGCAGGAGGAUAUUCGUUAUGCAGUGAAGAAUAUGCUGAGAAAGUUUGGCACUCAACGUUAUAUCGCCAAUCUAGGACAUGGGAUGCACCCAGACCAUGACCCAGAAAAACUUGCCACUUUCAUAGACACUAUCCAUUCCUACUCAGAAACAAUGAAUGAAAGAAAGCUUAGUGGUGACUGACUUUUACAACCCUGAAUCAUGAGGAUAGUUAACAUAGAUUCUUUCCCAUAUUGCUGUCAAAAUUUCUUUAAGUAAAACUCCAUCAAAAUAACAACUAGUCAGGUUGGGAAACAAAGUAAAGUUUCAUACAUACAGUCGAACCUCCAUGUGCAACCAGCUCCCAUAACCAACCACUUAUCCAAAACACCAAAAUUUUGCCAGGCAAAGCCUUAUAGUUGGAAUCUCUUGUAAAUGACCACCAUCUCAGGUGGUCACUUACAGGAGGUUCAACUGUACAUGUACGUUAUUUUUGUAAAACCAGCAACAUGUUGUCACACCACACCACAAAGACAAGUGUGCAGCGGAACAGCAUUGUCUGUGGCUACAAAGGCCAAUGUGGGAAUGACAGUCUUUGCUGCAAUGCGUGCAUAUAUGAAUAUUUGCCUCAGUAUUUAGCUGCCUGUCUUUGCCUUUUUGUCUCUUUGUUUCUUGUUUUUCAGCGAUCUCAGGCUAGUUUCAAUGUAUUGGACAGUUAGGAAGGUAAUUUCUUCCAAAUCACAGACAUGCUAACAGAGAAACUUUGUAUUUUGUUGGACUGUUAAGAUAAAAUUAUUUAUGUUUUGAUGUAUUUUUCCUGAAGUAAAGUAAUCUAAAACUAAUUUAUGGACUUCAGUCAAUAAAAGCAAC